This is a messenger RNA of Fomitiporia mediterranea MF3/22, 948 nucleotides long. Its product is annotated as SH3-domain-containing protein. Gene Ontology annotation, cellular component: ESCRT-0 complex. Gene Ontology annotation, molecular function: protein binding. Gene Ontology annotation, biological process: protein transport to vacuole involved in ubiquitin-dependent protein catabolic process via the multivesicular body sorting pathway. The transcript has 3 exons. Bases 122 to 817 code for a protein of 231 amino acids. NCBI's taxonomy places the organism in Eukaryota, Fungi, Basidiomycota, Agaricomycetes, Hymenochaetales, Hymenochaetaceae. The record is from RefSeq and is a predicted model, not a curated record.
CGAAUCGUGGAAGCUCCAGCCGCAACGGUAAUUGUUAACAACAGCCUCCCCGAGGGCAUCUCUCUCUCUUUCUCCCUCUCUUUAAAUCUUUGUACCUUGCCUUACGACUGCAACGAUAACCAUGUCCUACGUCGCGCAUAUCGUCGAGCAGAUCCAGCAUAACCUCUCGUUCCUCGUCGAGAAUGGGCAUAUGUCCCAGCAAGAUGCUGACCUUGUACUUUCUCGACUGCCUUCUAGGGCGGCAGCUCCUGCGAUCGUCGUAACUCCCACUCCUGCUGUUAGGAAUGUACCAGUCCUUCCAGCAUGGUCUGCGAGGACAGUCAAAGCCAGAGCUGUCUGGUCCUAUAACGAAAAUGGAGAAGACCCAAACGAUCUUUCCUUCCGUGCAGGAGACAUCAUCGAGAUCAUAGAAGAGACAAACCCUGACUGGUGGACAGGCAAAAUUAACGGGAAACAAGGACUCCUUCCCUCCAAUCACGUCGAGAAACUCCCAGCCGACACUUUUAGUGCUGCUCCCGCUGCGCCGGCACGCACGAUCCUCGCCCCGCCUCCGCAGUACACCCAGGCUCCCGCCGUGGCACCGCGGGAAAAGGCAGCGUACAGGCCAUUUGGUGCUGCUCAUCAUGGAGCGGACAAACCCCCGCCACCGGGUUCUGCGCAAGUCAACUCUGUUGGUUUGCAAGAGGCGGACGGGCAGGAUAAGAAGAAGAGUAAGUAUGGGAAGUAUGGGAAUACGAUGGCACAUUCUGCUGCGGGCGGUGUGGGCUUCGGUGCUGGUUCUGCGAUUGGAGGUGGACUUGUCCGAGCUAUUUUCUAAUCUCAUCAUGCGGAAGUCUUGGCGAAAGGCGAUGUUGUAUUAUUUAUUCUGUGCAUAUUUUGUUGUGGAAGAACUUUUUGGGUACAUUGUAUCGUAUUUAUGUUUUUUGGUAGAUGUGAUGACUAUAUCAG